CGCACUUCGCUCUGGGAAUAUUUUUGGCUCCCAGCGGCCUCCAUCGCUCGGCACUGCUGACCCCCGAAGGAAACAAGAGGUGGUCGAGCAGAUAGUCCGCACUUGACCUCUGACCCAUUUCCGCCAUUACCUGACCUAUGACCCGGUACAGUCGGGCACAGGACAUAGCAUGAAGCUGAAGGAGCUUGAGAGGCCUGCUGUCCAGGUGUGGAGUCCAGCCAGCCAGCACCCCAUCUAUCUGGCAACAGGAACAUCUGCUCAGCAGCUAGAUGCAUCCUUCAGCACAAGUGCUACCUUGGAAAUCUUUGAGGUUGACUUCGGGGACCCUUCCCUAGACCUGAAGCACAAAGGAGUCCUUUCUGCUUCCAGCAGGUUUCACAAGCUUAUCUGGGGCAGCUUUAGCAGUGGAUCUCCUGAAAGCCCAGGGGUCAUUGCAGGUGGUGGGGACAAUGGCGUGCUCACUCUGUACAGUGUCUCCCAAAUCCUGACUUCUGGGAAGGAACCUCUCAUUGCUCAGAAGGAGAAGCACACAGGCUCUGUCAGAGCCCUUGACUUCAAUCCUUUCCAGAGCAACCUCCUGGCCUCGGGAGCAAAUGAUUCCGAAAUCUACAUUUGGGAUUUGAAUAAUUUCAGUGUGCCAAUGACUCCUGGAUCCAAAUCCCAGUAUCGUGAGCAGCCUCCAGAGGAUGUCAGUGUACUGGCCUGGAAUCGGCAAGUCCAGCACAUUCUGUCUUCUGCUCACCCCAGUGGCAAGGCUGUGGUGUGGGACCUCAGGAAGAAUGAGCCCAUUAUCAAGGUCAGCGACCACAGCAACAGGAUGCACUGCUCAGGCCUGGCUUGGCAUCCAGAAGUGGCUACCCAGCUGGUGCUGUGCUCUGAGGAUGAUCGCCUCCCAGUGAUCCAAAUGUGGGACCUACGGUUUGCUUCAUCCCCCCUCAAAGUGCUGGACAACCACAGCAGGGGAGUGCUGUCAGUGUCUUGGAGCCAGGCUGACCCAGAGCUGCUGCUCAGUAGUGCCAAAGACAACCAGAUCCUGUGCUGGAACCUGGGGAGUGGAGAGGUGGUGUAUAAGUUGCCCACACACAACCGAUGGUGCUUUGACGUCCAGUGGUGUCCCCGGAAUCCCCCAGUAUUCUCAGCCGCCUCCUUCAAUGGCCGAAUCAGUUUGUACUCAGUGAUGGGGGGGAAUUGGGAAGCCCAGCAGAAGACCCAGGCUGACAAGAUCUCAUCUUCUUUCAGUAGCCUUGAUCCAUUUGGCACUGGCCAUCCUCUUCCUCCACUGGAGGUACCAGAGCAGGUAGCCCACGUCAACUUAAUCCCACCACUAAAGAAGCCCCCGAAAUGGAUUCGCAGGCCAACAGGCGGCUCAUUUGCAUUUGGGGGAAAGUUGGUUACCUUCGGUCUGUCUAGCCCCCCAACCCAGCAGAUGCCACAGCCUGGCUCUCGCCUCAUCUUCAUCAGCCAAGUUACCACAGAGUCUGAGCUGUUGGCCCGGUCCAAGGAACUGCAGGAGGCCUUAGGGUCAGGUAGUCUCCUGAAUUACUGUCAGAGGCAGAUCCAGCAGGCUUCAUUGCCCUCUGAGAAGGACAUCUGGCAGUUCCUAAAGGUGACCUUGGAGCAGCAGUCCAGGACUCAAUUCCUCAAGCUGUUAGGAUUUAGUAAGGAAGAGCUUUCUGAGAAGAUGGCUGCACAUCUGGGGAGUGGUUCGGAAGUAGGUGAGAGUCCUCACCCCAAAGGAGGUGACCUCCGCUGGAACAGACAAGCCUGCAGGCAGGGCUCCAGACCUUCUUCAGAGGAAUCUGCUGCAUCUUCUGCCUUCUUUGAUGAGCUUGUCCCUCAGAACAUGACCCCGUUGGAGAUCCCUAUCACAGAAGACACCGAUGGGCUGCUUAGCCAGGCCCUGCUGCUGGGAGAAAUUGGCCAUGCUGUGGAACUGUGCCUGAAGGAGGAGAGGUUUGCUGAUGCCAUCAUCCUGGCUGGAGCUGGCGGGGAGCAGCUAUUGCGGAAAACUCAGCAGCGCUACUUUGCGCAGAAGAAGUCCAGGAUUGCCUCACUUCUGGCCUGCAUCGUGGAGCAGAAGUGGAGGAAUGUGGUAUGUUUGUGCAGUCUGAAGAGUUGGAAAGAGGCUCUGGCCCUGCUGCUGACACACUGUGGCACCCAAGACUUCCCUGAGCUCUGCGAUAUGCUGGGGACACGCUUAGAGCAGGAGGGUGGAGGAACACUGUCCGUGGAAGCCUGCCUCUGCUAUAUCUGCUCAGGAAAUGUGGAGCGGCUGGUGGAGUGCUGGGUGAAAAGCCAUCAGAUGUCUUCACCCAUGGCUCUGCAGGACUUGAUGGAGAAGGUGAUGGUUCUUAGCAGGAGUCCAGAGCUGCUGCAGCACCCUGAGGGGGCAGUACCCGGCCCUGCUACAGCCCACAGAAUUACUCAGUAUGCCAGCCUGCUGGCGGCCCAGGGCAACCUCACCACUGCCAUGAACUAUCUCCCCAGGCACUGUGCUCAGCCCCCUGUCCAGCAGCUGAGAGACCGUCUCUUCCACGCCCAAGGGUCUGGGCUCCUGGACCAGCAGCCUCCUCCUUUCCCCUUUCCCCGGGUCUCAGUGGGAUCUUCUUCCCAGCCUAGAGGCCUUGGAGCCCAGCCCCCCACUGCAGGAUUCCAGCCUCUUCACCAGCAGGCCUCAGCUCCACCCCCAGGACCCAUGGGCUUCCUGCCUCAGCCCUCGGUGACAAUGGGCCUCCCCCCCGCAGGCACCUCUCAGGGCCCUGGAACCCAGCCCACAAGGACCUCUAGGGCAGCAGGUGCUCAGCUGGUUCCACCUCUCCCCCCAGGUCCUAGAGCAGGGCCAGCUCUGCCUCCACCACAGCUGCUGGGAGUGCAGCAGACCCAGGCCCCUGGGCCCGUGGGCUUCCCGGUCACCAAGCCUUUCCCUGGGCCGCCUCCACCAAUGGCUCCCCACACAGUAUCAUUUGCUGGUUCCACUUACCUAGCAGGGGCCCCGGGCUUCUCUACUUCACUUCCGGCCUGGGCCGUUGGUCCCAGCCUAUCACCCCAUAUUGGCUCCCGACCUCCAGUUCCUCCCAUCACUUUCCCUAUGACGUGCUGUCCUCCUGGAGGGCCUGGUGCUCCAGUUUCUAGAACCUUGCCAGCCACGGGCAUCCUGGAUCCCCACUCAGGGCCUCGAGAACCCUGCAGGGAUACCUCAGCUUCCAAGGGAGGCCUCCAAAGAACAAAGCUGCCUGAGAGGUUUACUCCACCAGCCCCCAUCACUGCUCCUAUGGGGAACCUGCCCCCUCAUCCUCAAGAAACCCGCUCGCCUGGCCCUCCCAUCUCUGGCAUGGGUCAGGCUCCCCCAGGUGCUCCAGGAGAGCUCAGUCUGCAACAGCUCCAGCAGCUGCCACCUGAGCAAGUGAAGAAAAAGGAGAUGCCCCUGGAACAUCAGCCCCUGAAGACCAGCUUUGAGGCCCUUCUACAGCGCUGUGCCCUGGCGGCCUCUGACCCUAAAACAAAACGGAAGCUAGAGGAGGUAGCCCUAAGACUGGAAUAUCUGUAUGAGAAACUGCAGGAGGGAAUGCUAUCUCCCAAUGUCCUGGCUGGGCUCCAUGAGGUCUCCCGAUAUGUGGAUGCUGGCAGCUAUGAACAGGCCCUGGCAGUGCACACCCAGGUGGUGGGCAGCAGCAGCUUCAGUGAGGUGUCUGGCUUCAUGCCUGCCCUGAAGACCAUCCUCACCAUUGCCCACAAGCUUCAAGGAGGACAGUGAGAUGGGCCGUCUUGUCUUUCUUUCUCUUUGUCUCUCUCACCCACAGACUGAGAAUGGGAGACUGACAAGGCACUGAUAGGGAUGGAUGGAUAGAUGGCAUAUUUCCCACCCCCUGAGAAUUAAGGCCUAGAAAGGACAGCAAAAAUGGUCUCUUCCUUUCCCGUGACUCCACUGACUUCCAGUCCUGAUCUGCUGCUGUCCACUCACCUUGGCUCCCGCUGAGCUCGGCCCCUUCCUCUAGCCUGUGUGGGAGCUGACUGGGUUUGGCUGUGUGUUGCAAAGGCAGAUCUCCUCAUCUCAUCUUUUACCUUCCCCAUUUGAUUUGUCUCCUUUGGCCCAUCCUGGGUUUCUUUACACUCCACAGUCUUCAAAGAAGUUAAAAGAGAAAGGAUUCUGCCCCCCCCCCCCCCCCCGCCAUUUCCACCAGCAUUCUGGGCACCCACAGGGAGCAUUCUUUUCUCCUUCCUUUUUUGUGGCCUGCUCUCACCUCUACUCCUCCUUAGGCCUGUGUACAGUUCCCUUGGAGUUGGACAAGAUCUGCCUAGUGCUCAGUCCAGAUCCCUGGUCAGGUGGGGUGAGGAGAGGGGGAAGUCACCAAACUAUGGAGAAAAAUGGAGAGUAGGACCUCCUCUGUCAAGUCUGCUCAGCAAUUGGGCUGGCCCAGUUACCUUCUCCCUUGUCCUCCUGUGGGUUGGGUGGGUCGCAUAUGCGUGUGCCCAGGAAUCCAAGAGCUCAGUCCACACUGCCUUCCUUCCCCACUCUGGGGGGAUGGCUUGUGAUGUAGUCAUGGGUGAUCAUCAGAAUGUAUAUCCUGUGGUCCCAAGUGGUUGUUAGAUGUUUAAGCUGUGGUUACAGGUGCUCUGGGACAGGGGGAAUGAGUGAGGGAAGAGAAGACUUCCCCUUGCUCUGUUCUCCAUGGGUUAGUCUCCAGGAGAGUGGAGCAGGGAUGGGGAGCUCCUGAGCUCCUCUGACUUCACCAUGUGCCUCAGGCCCCCUUCUUUGGCUGCCUCUUACCCUUUGGAUUCUGCUGUUUGAUGCACUGAAAUACUUGAGGAUAAAAUAA
This is a messenger RNA of Dromiciops gliroides (monito del monte), 4817 nucleotides long. RefSeq names its product SEC31 homolog B, COPII coat complex component (gene SEC31B). Gene Ontology annotation, molecular function: protein binding; structural molecule activity. Gene Ontology annotation, biological process: intracellular protein transport; endoplasmic reticulum organization; COPII-coated vesicle cargo loading. The record is from RefSeq and is a predicted model, not a curated record. Gene Ontology annotation, cellular component: endoplasmic reticulum exit site; COPII vesicle coat. Bases 170 to 3754 code for a protein of 1194 amino acids. Lineage: Eukaryota; Metazoa; Chordata; Mammalia; Microbiotheria; Microbiotheriidae. The transcript is spliced from 27 exons.